UGCGCCCUUUUGGCUUCAGCUGCAGAGAAAAAGAAAAAGAAAUACUCCGCGAGAAGAGAGAAGCCCUAGUUCCUUUUGUCGUUAACUUCUAUCGAACUCUCAGGGUGCUAUGACCUCAAUUACCAAGCUUGUGGAGAAGAAACUCUAAAACUGUCUCUGUAUUAAGGAGGAGCUCCCAAACCAUGGUUUCUUCUAUUAUUUGCCCACUGCGUGGUGGUGAGGAGGCCGAAACCCCUUGCAUCAAACAAGAAUCCAACCUCCCUUUUGUCUGUAAGAAAAGAAAAAAGGUUUUGGCUGACGUUUACCAUGAUUUAACUUCUCAAACUUUCAAGGAUCAUAAUGAUGUUCAGUCUACCAUGGAGUUGACAAUUGGUUGCUCGAAUAGUGCUCAUGCUUUGUCCUCUUGCUGCAACUCCAAUGAGCUACUUGGUUCACCAUCUGAGGUUGUUAUAAGCUGCCAGUGUGCUGGGGAUAGUGGCAAUGCUUCCCCGCCUUGCGAAAUUGGUGGUACAUCAUACAAUGACAAAGGCUGCCCUACGUAUCCUUUGCCUGCACAGGUGACUGGAUGGAUGUAUGUUAAUCAACAAGGUCAGAUGUGUGGUCCAUACAUACAGGAACAGUUGUACGAGGGUUUGUCCACUGGUUUCUUGCCUGAGGAACUUCCUGUUUAUCCCAUCUUCAAUCGGACACUUGCUAAUCCAGUGCCCUUGAAGUACUUCAGUCAGUUUCCCGAUCAUGUUGCCACAGGCUUUGCAUAUUUAAACACAUCAACAUCUGACUUGAAAGGACUGGUUACUACCCCUACAGGUUAUAGCAGGGAUUCUCUUUUGAGUGGACAUGGCUUUCAGUCAAAGUCAGUUUCUUCUGAAACACACAGCUUAAACCAGCAUAUGCUCACCUCUGACUCUGUCACCCUUACUGUUCCACAUUUGCAUCAGGAAGGUGGACAACCUUGUUGGGUCUUUGAGGAUGAUGAGGGGAGGAAACAUGGACCACAUUCUCUUCUAGAUCUCUACACAUGGUUUCACUAUGGAUAUAUUAGGGAUUCAAUAAUGGUUUAUCAUUCUGAUAAUAAAUUUGAACCUUGUACUCUACAAGUUCUGUUAAGUACUCGCACAGAAGCUGUACCUAGAAAUGUCUCUGUGUCGACUGCCAGUAUGCAUCAGGUUGAAACUUUACAAGGUUUUUUUACUGAAGUUUCUGAAGAAUUAUGUUCCCAGCUUCACUCGGGGAUCAUGAAAGCAGCUCGUAGAACUGUACUGGAGGAGAUCAUUAGUCAAAUAAUUUCAGAGUCUGUUGCAAUAAAUGAAGCAGACAAAAAUCCUAGGCAUGGAACUCUUAAUCAGCAUGUCAAUGCUUGCUCUGAGGAUAGCAUGAUGUGUAUGGCUUUAAGCAAGGAUAAGACGUGUAUUCUCCCUGAGAACAGAGCAGACACUUCUAAUACUGUUCACCAGAAACCUCAUCCGGAUGAGAAUACUUUAAUGUCUUUAGCAGGCACAAAAUCUGUUGGAAGUUUUCAGAAUUUUUGUUCUGCAUAUACAGUUAUCUGCAGAAUACUUUUUGAGUCAUGCAUGCAAGUCAUGUGGAAUGCUGUCUUUUAUGACCUCAUAGCAGAUAAUUCAUCUGCAUGGAGAAAUAGAAAGCGCUGGUCUGAUCUUCGAGCUGUGGUGAAAUCAAGUAAUGUUUUGGAGUCUUCACUUGUCCUUUAUCCAGAGCCACAUACUGAAGCCUUACAUCAAGACGACUCAUCUGGUUGUGACAACGAUUGCCCCCCAGGUUUUGAGCGGGUGAUGGACAUACAAGAUGUGCAUUCAAAUUUACCUUCACAGUGUUUGCCUUCUGUUGAUGAAGUAUCAUGUAAAGGCGAUGUGUUAAUAGACAACAAAGAUUUUGAUGACAUAGGAUUAAUCCAUGAGAAUGUAUUGAAUGAUCUGCACCGGUCUGUGAAGUUAAGUUUGGAAAGUUAUUUCAUGGACCUCUUGGAUGAGGAAGUGGGGAGAAAUGCCGAUGACCCCUCAAAGGAUGUGCAAUUGAAUGAGGUUGUGGAGGAUUCUAGUUUCCAUGCUGAUGAUUGCCAUGCAAGUCAAAAUGGUUCUCCAGACACUAUUCCUAAUUCAAAGGAAUUACUUUCUAAUGGUCUUGAGGUUUUCUCUCCAUUAUCAGGACCAUUAAAAAAGAAUAUUGUUACUAGAAAUAUGUUUACUUUUUCAGAUGUAUUCUUGAGUUCAUUUCAGAAAUUGGAUGUUCAUUUAGAUGAUGAAAUUGUUGAUGAGCUGCAACCACCUGAGUCUAGAAUCUUACUUCCUGUACAAACUUCUAGCCACUUGUCCUUUAGAUAUCGUGAUUGUGUUCCAAAGAUUUUGUGGCAUAGUGUCCUGACAAUUUGUCGGCAAAAGAUACAUGAAAAUGUGCUGAGAGAAGUGAGACUGUUUAUUGAUGGUACAAUAAAAAAACAUCUUACAGCUUGGUAUUCUAUGAAGAAAUCAACCAAAUCAGGAGACUGUCAGGUUUCAAAGAUCAAGAUAGACCAAAAGAAACACAAUGAUUUUCUUGCCACAUCAAAAAAUCAUGUUGAGAACUCUUCUGAGGCAUCUUUGACCACAGAGAGAUAUACAUAUUACCGUAAGAAAAGGCUUGACAAGAGAAAGUCGGGCUCCUUAUCCCAGUGUAUGACCACCAAGGGUGCUGGUUCACAAAAACAAUGUGGUGUUGAUAAAUCAAAGAAGCAAGAUGCCUCAGGUGACGUACCAGAGAAGGCUAAGCAUGGAAUGUCUGUUUUAAAGACUAAAGAAGUUCGACUUGCAAAAUCUUGCAGUGAAUCACAUAAAAACUACUCAUCAUCCCAUGGUAGUUCUAACAAAAAGUCAGAGAAGGUUGCAGCUGUUUCAAAAGUUUGCGAAAAAAAUGCAAGUGGAAUUAAACGAAAGGCUUGUGAAAAUAAUUCAAGUGGAAUUAAACGAAAGGCUUGUGAAAAUAGUUCAAGUGGAAUUAAACGAAAGGCCUCUGUACUUGCUGAAGACACUGGUACUGCUGAUAAGCUUUCCAAUAAUUUGAACAGGGAUUUCAAAAAACAAGAAGUGCAAAUAAUAUCAAAAGUGAUACCAAAAUCAACCAAAUUAGCAAAAUUGAAAAGAAAACAACCGACUGAUGAUAUUCAGUCGAGAAAAGUUCAGAUUGUUCCGGUUGCUUCUUCCGAUCAAGCAACAGACAAGCAGGUUAUUGUGCAAAAUAAAAGCAGUGGUAAAUCCAGGAAAGCAAAACAAUGCCCCCGAUCAGAUGGGUGUGCUCGCACAUCAAUCAAUGGAUGGGAAUGGCACAAGUGGUCUCUCAGUGCUACUCCUGCUGAAAGGGCUCAUGUUAGGGGGAGUCGCUAUGCCCAUGUUCAUCCUGUCAGUCUAGAUGGAAACAGUUCUCAAUUGUCAAAUGUUAAAGGAAUUUCAGCCAGAACUAACAGGGUUAAGAUGCGUAACCUUCUUGCUGCUGCAGAGGGUGCUGAUCUUUUGAAAGCAACUCAAAUAAAGGCAAGGAAAAAGCGUUUGCGUUUUCAGCGUAGUAAGAUACAUGACUGGGGUCUUGUAGCCUUGGAGCCAAUUGAGGCUGAGGACUUUGUGAUUGAAUAUGUUGGAGAACUUAUUCGUCCCCGUAUAUCUGAUAUACGGGAACUCAAUUAUGAGAAGAUGGGAAUUGGAAGCAGUUACCUCUUUAGACUGGAUGAUGGUUAUGUGGUUGAUGCAACAAAGCGUGGGGGAGUUGCUAGAUUUAUUAAUCAUUCUUGCGAGCCUAACUGCUACACGAAGGUCAUUAGUCUUGAGGGUCAGAAAAAGAUCUUUAUUUAUGCAAAGCGGCAUAUUGCUGCUGGUGAAGAAAUUACGUACAAUUACAAAUUCCCUUUGGAGGAGAAAAAGAUCCCUUGCAACUGUGGUUCUAAGAGGUGUCGUGGUUCAUUGAACUAAGGAUUUUGGGUUAUUUGUAAACAGUGCUGGGUGACAUGAUGUGUAGUAUUUUUUGAUUCGUCAUUUUUCCAUGUAAAGGAUGAUGAAUACCUGUUGCCUUUGCAAAUGGUUGUAGAUAUCUCAGUUGCAGAUGAGUUUUCCCCUCUUAAGACCUGAAAGUCGGGUGUCCUCUUUUUUUUUUUUUUUUUUCAUUUUUGAGGCUUUUUUUUUUUUUUUUUUUUUUUUUUGGAAAUUUUGUCUUGUACAGACUUGCACACUUGCAUUAUGCCUUCAUUCUUUAGUUAUUAUAAUUAUACCAUACAAUUUUCUCAUUGUCCUAUUUCAAAAUGAAGUAGGAAUGCUAUAUAAAUUUAUUGUCAACCCUUGAAAGUUGAAACCAUAAUUAAUCCAGUCCAUUUUUGUUUGUUUCUAUUAUAUGAAGCAUUGUUUUGUUUAGUGUCACAAACAAGUUUUUGAUUCCUUCAAACUGUAGCAAACUGAUUAGGCAUCAAAUUCUUGCCUUUCUAAGUUGAGCUGGUUCAAAGGCCAAGUUGAGCCAUCAACUCAAGGUAUUUAUGUGUAUGAGAUUAUCCUCAUUUAUCUUGAUAUGAAGUAUGGGAUGGUUCUGACUUCUGAGCCUAAAUAGUAGGUGCUAUAAUAAGUGCAAUUGAUUUGGAUUCACUGAGAGGGAAGUGAUAAAAAGGCCUGGGUUAUUUAUUUUCAAAGGAAGAUUUAUAACCCCUUUUCCAUAAAUAUGUUUGCUGUAAGUCUUUCAUCUAGACAAUGAUCCAUAAUUGUUUAACAAUUGCAAAAACGCAUUUGAGUAUAACUAAUUGGUCUCGGAUGCUACCAUGUUUUGGUCUUUUGCAUUAUAUCGAAGAGAUCUUACCAAUACCAAUUAUUAUUAUCGCAGGGAGCGAUGAAGUUGUGCACAAACUUCUAGGUGGGACGUAUUUGAAGCUUUUCUGGUAUGUAUCCCUUGUUUUCUCAUUUCUUAUUUACCUUGUUUUGUGCCCUGUCAAGGAUAUCUCCUGCCACUCACUAGUCAGCUUUGGUACAUGUAUAAGGGGUUUGGAAAGGAGGCUUCUGAAUAUAAUUAAUUCCCACAAUUCUGAACACCUGAAAAGAAUUGGGGUAACAAACUUUGAAAAUUUUGAUGAUGAUGUGGUGCAUUGUAUUUGUUACUAGACCCAAAAAAAAAAAAAACUGAAAUGGGUAGUUUUGAUGGAAUCUAUAAGGAUUAAAUUUUGAUGAUGAAACAAUGUGGUGCAUUGUAUUUGUUACUAGACCCAAAAAAAAAAAAAAAAAAACUGAAAUGGGUAGUUUUGAUGGAAUCUAUAAUGAUAUUAAUCCUUUCAGGCGGAGCUUGUAUGACUAGAAUUAUCUGUAGAAAUGAAAAUAUGAAAUGCCCAUUCAUUUCGUUAAGCGGCAGAGUAUCGGCACAAGGCUUGUGAAUUGUGGGUGUUCUUUGCCGUAACAUCAAGACAUCCACACACCAAACAGAAGAUCCUUGGGAUCUUGCUGGCCCAUUUGCCUUUUUGGGGUAUUUUUAUGUCACAAAUGCAACAAAAUGCCAGUCCGAACCCAACAAAAUAUCAGUGUCUAACCGAUGCCGUUACCCUUUGUACUGACCUUAGCUCAAAUGGUAGAGUAGAGGGUUUGGGCAAGAGAUACUAAUCCUGAAAUUGCUGCUCACUCAUUUGGUCGUCGGUUCAAAUCCGGCGUCUCGGUGUCAUUGCUCACGUAAGUUAGAGAUGGCUUCCUUAUGAUCUCAACAAAUUAUAAGCCAACACACGGACUGUCUCAUUAACCAACUAAACAAAACUUAGUUUGGUCAUCUGUUCAUACAAUUGUAUUGUCUCAUGCAUUGAUAUUCGCAAUCACUCUCCAAAGGAUAUUGGUUUCGCUAGCAUGUUGGGAGUUGGGAGUUCUUCCUUCGGAUAUCGUUGCAUUGCCUAAUUUAUCUAUUUAGUGGUAUUUUGAUUUACCAUUGCGAGGUAAAAAGAUAGUGUUCAAGAUGCACUGAUGUAUCCAACCUACAAUUCUAAAUUGGAGUUGCUGACGGAUGAAUGAAUGUGUUGUCAAGUUAGGCAAAACUUGAGUCUGCUAUAACAUAUAGAUUAGGGACUAAGUUUCACCUAGAGCCAUCUUAAGUGGGGUUUACAGAGUAUUUAGUUUUUUAUUUAAGGAUUUGUAUGGAGAGGGUAUUUAACUUUUGUUUAUUUAGGUGCAUUGUAGUAAUACUAAUUUGUUUUUUGAAAUGUAUUCAUUUAUUUGUUCAUUGUAAUUGUUAUUGUAAUAUACACAAUGAAAAUAUGUGAAUUUGUACAUUAUAA
Messenger RNA from Ipomoea triloba (trilobed morning glory), 6268 nucleotides. RefSeq names its product histone-lysine N-methyltransferase ATXR7. NCBI's taxonomy places the organism in Eukaryota, Viridiplantae, Streptophyta, Magnoliopsida, Solanales, Convolvulaceae. Bases 183 to 3953 code for a protein of 1256 amino acids. Gene Ontology annotation, molecular function: histone H3K4 methyltransferase activity; protein binding. The record is from RefSeq and is a predicted model, not a curated record. The transcript has 17 exons. Gene Ontology annotation, cellular component: Set1C/COMPASS complex.